UCUAUGGGCAGAAAAAAUGCUCCCGCUGAAGAAUACAAUGUGAGAAACCAUUAGAAUAUGGAAUGAAUGUGUGUAAUGGAUGUAAUAACCUGGCUGACAAUAGUAAUGACAAUUAGACAUGUAUUUACACUAAGCUGCUGGAACUGCAUCGGAACUUUUUGUGAACAACAAAACACAAAUGAUAAUACAGAAAAGAAAACAUGUCAAGAAGGGGCGUCUUGUCAGAAAGUAAUCUACAGGAUGGAAGAAUACAAUUCAUCAACCAUUUACACAUCAGUAGUGAAAUCCUGCUCAGUUGGGACAUGCAUUCCUACAAACGAGUCAGAUAACUUAUAUUGUGAAAAGAAGGACCGUUUAUAUAAAGUGUACGGUUGUUCAUUCAGAACUUGUUGUGAUGAUAAAGAUUUCUGUAACAGCGGUCAUCUGAAUUCACCGUAUAUUCAAACUAUCUUCUUGACAUUAUUAGCAUGCGUUCUCAUCCAUAGACUUGCUCCUUACACAUGA
Messenger RNA from Mytilus trossulus (common blue mussel), 504 nucleotides. RefSeq lists its product as uncharacterized. The record is from RefSeq and is a predicted model, not a curated record. The transcript is spliced from 3 exons. The coding region runs from base 67 to 504 and encodes 145 amino acids. Lineage: Eukaryota; Metazoa; Mollusca; Bivalvia; Mytilida; Mytilidae.